Stylonychia lemnae is the source of this 1632-nucleotide messenger RNA. NCBI's taxonomy places the organism in Eukaryota, Ciliophora, Spirotrichea, Sporadotrichida, Oxytrichidae. The record is from the annotation of a GenBank genome assembly.
AUGAGUAAUGCCAAUAAUUCUGGGAAAAACAACUAGAGGAAGAAUUCUAAAUCUCCAAUUAAGAACGGCAAAACCCCUACAAGCAGAGAAAGGGUUAGCAAAAUGAGAGAGAUUAAAGGAGAAAUAAGUGAUCUUAUGAGUAAAAUUGAAAAUGCCUCAAAGCAAAUAUAUGAAUCAUUCAUUCAUAAAAAGCAUGAAUCUCUGCUGAGUAGUUAAAACCAAUAGCAGAGAUAAUCUUCUCUAAACAACACUAAUUAGAAGUCUCAAGAAUAGCCAACUUCCUAGAAGUAGCAAUAACAGCAUUAAAACCAAAAUAGUGUCAAUAAAAAUCCAAGCUUUCAAAAUACCUUCAAUAAUUAACAGCUUGCUAGCUAACUUAACUCAGAUCAGUAAUCAACUUUACAGUACAAUUAGCAGUAAUAAUUUUACUAAGUAUAAUAAAUGCUUCUAAAUAGAAACAAAGAGAACCAGCAUAAUAUAGGUUAAAAUUACAGUCCUGGCAAACCCAGUCCCUAUGAUUAUAUUGAUACUUUGAGAAACAGCUAAGGAAAUACCAAUACCAUUUAAACAAAUGAUAAAAAUACUCUGUAGCAAAGAGAGUCAUUUUAUAACUAGCAUAAUCUUCAAAAUAACUACAGCUUUAACAAGAAUUUCAUGCUAAAUUAGCAAUCUGCUGAGACUCUAAGCGGUGGUGCCAUUGACCCUAAUCAACUCUCAAUCACCAAAAAUAACUAUACGAAUCAUCACAAUAUGUCAAAUCAAACAAACUAUGAGAAGUUGCUUUCAGAUUAUUUGAGUCUAAAACGUACAUCAGAAGAUUAAUAACUCAUAAUGAGAGAUUUGUCAAUCUAAGCUUAAAGCAAGCAAGACGAAAUUUAAAACUUAAUAUAUGAAAGGUAAGAGAUGAGGCUUAAGUACGAACUAGAUAUAGACUACCUUACACUCUAGAACAAACACCUUCAACAGAGAGUGAUGCAUUUUUAAGAACAGUCUUAGUUUUCAGAUAUACUUUUGGUUUAUAAUGAACAGAUGUUGCAGCUAGAAAACUAAAAUAAAAGUUUUCUUGUUGAAUUGAGGAAAUUAGCUAAAGUCUAGGCUAAUGAGAUUAAAUCCUCAACGACCUAAAUUGAAAGCUAAAAGCUGGAGUUUAUGGAAAAGAACAUAAGAACUCUUAAGUAGACUAUUAAGAAAUUGACCUCAGAAAUAGGUAAACAGUAAACUCAGCUUGAAGAAUAUAGAAAGAAAGAUAGAAUGUUUAAUCUGUAGAAAAGAUGUGUAGAUGAUUCAAUCAAGAAAGCGAAUCUCUAUUUUAGAAAGUUUAACCAGGUCUAGGAAUCUGCCUAGACUCUCAGUAGGACUAAGAAUGAUCUUAGUUAAGAUGUCAAGUAUCUCUAGGAUUAAAAUAAACAACUUGAGUUUCAUGUUCUAGAUUUGGCACAUUAAGUAGAUAUGCUUUAAGAAGAGAACUAGCUACUCAAAGAUUUCACAUAUAAUGUUGAUUAAUCAGCGAAGCUUUUGCAUCAAUAGAAAUUUAUGAAUGAAAAUAAAACAUAGGAACUAAGUCUUAUUGAGAAAAUCAAUUCAUAUGCUUAGAGAAGUUCUGUAAUUAUCCCGAACAGAUUAUUAUUAUGA